Molecule: messenger RNA, 717 nt
Organism: Carassius gibelio (silver crucian carp)
Lineage: Eukaryota; Metazoa; Chordata; Actinopteri; Cypriniformes; Cyprinidae
Product: protein S100-A1
Exons: 3
Coding region: 174-491 (105 amino acids)
Cellular component (GO): cytoplasm
Molecular function (GO): calcium ion binding
Source: RefSeq, a predicted model, not a curated record
UUUAAGCCCUAAACAGAAGUCCUCGCCCACAGACUCACCCAACCUCACACUCAUCAUUCGGGUGGAGCCCCGUUAUAAAUUCCUUCUCUCCUCCUUGACCAGCUCUUGCACGAGACAGUCAGUUCAUUCUUUCAUCUUCAGGUGACGCUCUUCAUUUUAUCCUCACAGUCACAAUGCCGUCUGAACUGGAGACAGCAAUGGAGACACUGAUCAAAGUGUUUCACCGUUAUGCGAGCAAAGACGGUGUAAAGACAUCAACUUUAAAUCGCAAAGAGCUCAAAAUGCUGAUGGAGACAGAGUUGUCCAGCUUUCUGAAGUCUCAGAAGGACCCUGCUGCGAUAGACAAGAUUAUGAGGGAUUUGGAUGCAAAUGGUGAUGGAGAGGUGAAUUUUGAAGAGUUUGUGUCUCUUGUGGUGGGCCUGUCCAUUGCCUGUGAACAACUCUACCAGAUGAACCUGAAGCAAGGGGCAGGGGGUGUCAAAAAGCAUUAAAAGAUGACUGUUCUGUGAUUUUGUUAAUAGAGAUUAAAAGCCACCUGACUUGAUUCGAAGUUGUUACUACAGUGUCACUUCACUGUAUGUAUGUAAAGGAGGAUGAUUUUUUAUUUUUGUUAAUUUUAUUUUCAAAUUUUUUGUAAGUUUUAACAUUAGACACAAAAGAAAUCAUCCACAGGAGUCCUGUAAGUUCCACCACAGAAAUAAACACUUUGUUUAUAAA